AUGAGUUCUAUGGCCGACUACUUGAAGCGAUACACGAGUGGAUCAGAUGGGCCGAAGAAAGCAAAGAAAAAGAAGCAACAAGAUGUGAAGCCACCAAAAAGCACAAGAAUGAAGAUUAUGGAUGAUGACACUUUCGUCACAGUUGGGACAGCGGCCAGAGAGGAAGAAUCCGAGGACGAAGAUGAAGUUCGAAUACAGGAACAAAUCGAGAGCACAACAAAGAAGGUUAUGAAAUUUCAACGAUCAUUUGUCCCUCUCGAUAACGAUGCAUCUACUUCGGAUUUGGGAAAAACAGCAAAUGGGAAGACGAUCAAAAUUGAGCCAACAUCUCCAACAGGAUCACCAAUCAGGGAACAAGAUCGUGAUGCUUCGCCUCCUCGACGACGACGACAUGACUCUGAUGCAGAUGAUUCGCCUCCACGUCGUCGCAGACGGCAUGACUCUGAUGAAUCUCCAGUACGCAAAUCGGCUCGAGGUAGUUCUUCACCACCAAGGAGGCGUCAACGUCACGAUUCAGAUGAAUCACCAAAGAGGGUAACAAAUCGUGAUCGAGAUUCUUCACCGCCCACAAGGCGCCAAAGACAUGAUUCAGAUGGAUCUCCAAAAAGAGCCCCAACUCGUGGCAAAGAUUCUUCACCACCAAGGAGGCGUCAACGUCAUGAUUCAGAUACUUCACGAGAAAGGGCUCCACGACGCGAACUAGAUGCUUCUCCACCAAGACGUCAAAAGCAGAAAGACGUGGAUUCUUCACCACCCCGUCGACCGAGAGCGCGUCAUGAUUCUGAUGCUUCACCUCCAAGGCGCCAAAAUAAAGAUGAAGAACGAAGUGUUGUUUCUAAAGACCGAAAACGGCGCGAUUCUGAUGAUUUAUCACCACCAAGAAGAACUCGCCAUGAUGAUAAGAAGUCGCGGCGUGAUGAUAAAGAGAGCCACCAAGAUCGAUCGUCUAAACGAAAAAGCAAUAAAGAUGAUGAUCGUUCACCUAAACGGAAACGAGUCAAAGACGAGCCGCUAUCUGAUGAAGAGACUGAUCGAAAGCCUACAAAGAUGCUUGAUGGCAAAAAGGCCGGUCUGGUCAGUGCAAAGGAGUUAAGAGAAGAAGCUGAAGAGAUUAAGCAACGGGAGAAAGCGAUGUAUGAUGACAUGGACAUGGAGAGAAGUGGAAGAGAUGCUGAGGCUAUCAAACGCACAAAACAAUAUGGAAAACGGCAAAAACCUGAAGAUCAAGAGAAGAAAGCUCGAGAAGCAGCGAAGCAAGCUGAAUUGCAAGAGAAAUAUGAUAAGUGGAAUAAAGGAGUGCAUCAAUUGGCUGAGCGUGAGUCGAAGCUACAAGAAGCCGCCCGUGUUGCCGCCGAGCCAUUGACAAGAACAAAGGAUGAUGAAGCAAUGAAUGCACACUUGAAAGAGGUUCUUUACGAAGAUGAUCCAAUGGCAGAAUUUAUGUCCAAGAAACGAGUGAAGGAGGACAUUGUUGCGGGCAAAAAUGUUUAUCCAACCUACAAGGGAGCGUGCCCACCGAAUCGUUAUGGAAUUCGCCCCGGCUAUCGUUGGGACGGAGUUGAUAGAAGCAACGGUUUCGAAUCGAAGCUGGCCAUCUCCAGUAACAAACGAGCCGCCGAGGAGAGCGAAUAUUAUAGAAAUGUCCAAGUCUACGAA
Messenger RNA from Mesorhabditis belari, 1656 nucleotides. The record is from the annotation of a GenBank genome assembly. NCBI's taxonomy places the organism in Eukaryota, Metazoa, Nematoda, Chromadorea, Rhabditida, Rhabditidae.